CCCCGUCGACCGUCUGCUCGGACAAGCUGCAGACAGCAGCAACCCUGGAUUAAUUCAAAUUUCUCUCUUUGGAUUAAUUUACCUUAAAUACUGAACAGCAUUGGUCGGUACCACCACACAGACAGGCACAUGAGCCGAGGGACUGCUGACCACCCCUAGCCGGUUGCUAGCGGUCGUCACUUCUUGCGCACCGUAAGUCCUGCGUCAGGCAUGCUGACAUUUCGCGAACGUUACGUGCGAUGGACUCGCAUCCAUUCCUAAUGACGGAUAUUUGAUCUCACGGAAAAGUCCAAGGUCCAUGCUUGGUAGUACAUAUAUUAGUGCCAGGCCCCGUACCAGCCAGCUUCACUCCCCCUUUGCUCAUCAUGUCCUCGCCACUCGCCGUCCCUCAGUCAGAGGCUGACCGGUUCGAAUUGACGUCGCAACUUCCCGCAUCAAAUACAGCGAGUCGGUCAUCGUCUACUAUAAUUGGCGAGAACGAUCGACCGCUGAGUGUAGGAGACAGAGAAGACGUUAACGAAGAGUACCGCAGAGAGGCUUAUGGGCCGGAGCCGGGGGAGAAAGGUUGGGAUGAGUUUGAAGUACGUUUUGCCCCCGACGAUCCCGACGACCCUCACACUUGGUCACGAGUCAAACGGUGGUAUCUCACUGCCCUGAGUGGAUUGCUGGUUCUCAAUGCUACGUUUGCGAGUUCAAUCCCGGCGGGCAUCAUUCCACAUCUCAUGGCGGAAUUCCACUUUGGUACUGAAGUCGGCGCGCUUCUUAUCUCUCUCUUCGUUGCCGGUUACUGUGUCGGGCCAAUACUAUGGGGUCCUCUCUCUGAACAAUACGGAAGACGGCCCAUUGCCCUUUCAUCAUUCGCCGUGUAUACAUGUUUCCAAGUGGGCUGCGCCCUUUCCAAGAAUACUGCUUCAAUACUCGUCUUCCGCUUUUUGGGUGGUACCUUUGCAGCAGCUCCUUUGACAAAUAGCGGAGGUAUAAUUUCAGAUAUCUGGGACGCCGAUACACGAGGAUUGGCUCUAGCAUUCUUUACUCUAGCACCGUUCGCAGGUCCGUCACUUGGACCAACCGUCGGCGGUUUCAUGGUCGUAGCUGGAGUGUCAUGGAGAUGGGUGUUUUGGCUGCUAACAAUGUUCGCUGGAGUAUGUUUUGUACUUAUCGUCUUCACUUUACCUGAAACGCAUGCGCCGACGUUGCUUGUGCAGAGAGCCAAGCGAUUAAGAAAGCAGACUGGAGACAGCCGGUGGUGGGCUCCGCUAGAAAAGGAGGAUCUGACUAUCACACAGCGUCUGGAGACCAUUGUUGCUCGGCCGUUCAAAAUUUUGAUCCUGGAGCCUAUGCUACUGUCAAUAACUCUUUAUAUGAGUUUUGUGUACGGCUGCUUGUACCUCAUGUUCGAAGCUUACCCGAUCGUAUUUACGGUGGGACACCAUCUGAAUGCUGGGCUUACGGGUCUUACGUUCCUCCCUAUCUUCGUUGGUGGAUGCAUCGGGUGCUUUGGCUACAUCUUGUACUGGAACCCGAUAUACAUACGCCUUAGCAAGCAAUACGCGCCUGCGCCCGUUCCCCCAGAAUUUCGUCUCGACAUUUGCAUGUACGCUGGGCCCGGAUUCGCACUCACCUUCUUUUGGUUCGGUUGGACGUCAUACCCAGAAGUAUCUCUAUGGGCCCCCAUGAUGUCAGGCUUGGUGAUGGGUUUCUCCGUCGUCUGGAUCUUCCUUGGUCUAUUCAACUAUCUCAUUGACGCAUACCUCUUCAUCGCCGCAUCCGCGCUGGCAUCGACUACUGUCAUACGAUCCCUAUUUGGUGCAGGGUUCCCGCUCUUCGCCAAUCAGAUGUACGAGAAGCUCAAUCCUCGAUGGGCAUCGACUCUUCUGGGAUGCAUUGCUCUACUUAUGACACCCAUUCCGUUCGUGCUCAAGCACUAUGGCCCGACGCUUCGUCGAAACUCCAAGUUCGCACCGUCCGUCGAUGUCUUGCCAAAGUUUGAAACAAAGGAGACAGAGAAUUCGUCAUUGGCGUGACCACAGAAAGAAGGACAUAACUUAUCUUCACUGUUAUUUCAUGGAUGAUAUAGAGACGGCUUUAUGUGGCUUACGACCAACCAACGACCAUCCCACCCCCUAUCCCUAGGCUUCUACUUCCCUAAUGACCCGUCACGGCACACCGCAACAUUAAUGUAAACUCACAUUAUUCGUUUCCUUUCACAUUCAUUUUCUGGUGCUUAGAUCCGUCCCGGUUAUGCAGUUAUAUACAAGGACUCUCCGUCGUCAUUCAUAUAUUCAUAGUUACGCACGAUACAUACAUUUAUCCCGAGUCUACCUUCAAUCUGUACCUGUAGGAUUACCAAAUGCAUUCGUCGUAUCAAAGUAAAAGAUGUACAGCUACGUGUUGUGAAUUUAUAUGUCCAACUACAAGACUUUCAUGUAUAUGUUUCGUGCUACAAUUAUCCAAC
Messenger RNA from Somion occarium, 2455 nucleotides. The record is from the annotation of a GenBank genome assembly. NCBI's taxonomy places the organism in Eukaryota, Fungi, Basidiomycota, Agaricomycetes, Polyporales, Cerrenaceae.